AAACGGAAUUCUUCCGAAUUUUUUCGAAAUCAUGUUACGUACCAUUUACCAUUUAUCGUUAUCGCAAUUGAGUCAUCUCAUUUUCGAACGCUGUGUCGUCUAUUGAUGAUAGUGAAUGUAUAAAUGAAAAUUGAAAUUCAUCAUCUCGAGACACGUUCAUUCGGCUGUUGGCUUCGUCGUAAUCUCGCAGAAAAACAUGGCAUGGCACUGCAGUGGAACCACCAAUCAAGAAAUGAUAACUAAACUGAAAGAUGCAGGCAUUCUGACAACCAACAAAGCAGAAGCAGCGAUGCUGGCUGUGGACAGGGCAAAGUACUGCCACGAGCCUGACCCUUAUCUUGAUCGACCAAGGAGAAUAGGAUACAACGUAACCAUUAGUGCUCCUCACAUGCAUGCGUACGCGUUGUCUAUCCUCUCCGAUCAAUUGUUCGAAGGUGCCAAAGCUCUGGACAUUGGCUCUGGUUCUGGUUACUUGACAGCGUGUAUGGCAUUUAUGGUGGGUCCACGUGGUCGUGUAAUCGGCGUCGAUCACAUCCCCGAACUGAUUGAAAUAUCGUCGAAAAAUGUACAGGAGGAUUGCUCUCAUUUCAUCAAAGAAGGACGAGUUAAAUUUGUUGUGGGAGACGGUAGAUUGGGACAUACCGCCGACGGCCCCUACAAUGCGAUUCACGUUGGAGCAGCGGCGAAUACGUUGCCGCAGCAGUUGAUAGACCAAUUAGCUACUGGAGGACGUCUAAUUUGUCCAGUAGUUACCAUAGAAGGAUUCCAAAGGAUUCAAGAUUUCCUGCAAGUGGAUAAAAAUACCGAUGGCACGAUCUCAAAGAAAAAUCUGAUGCAAGUUUCCUACGUACCUCUCACGGAUCCAGCCACCCAAUUACAAACCGAUUAAUGCAUAAUCGCGCAAAUUUAGAAUUUGUUUAGAAAAUUUUCUGUGUCGUCUUGAACGGUGACAACGAUCGUUACAAUUCAAAAAAGGAAUCAUUUUUGUUCACAGCGGAUUCGAUGUUACCAAAUUAGAGAUUUCUUACCGAGGUAUGCAUCAAUAAAAUAUAUUUUCCCUAAA
Molecule: messenger RNA, 1063 nt
Organism: Megalopta genalis
Lineage: Eukaryota; Metazoa; Arthropoda; Insecta; Hymenoptera; Halictidae
Product: protein-L-isoaspartate(D-aspartate) O-methyltransferase
Biological process (GO): protein modification process
Cellular component (GO): cytoplasm
Molecular function (GO): protein-L-isoaspartate (D-aspartate) O-methyltransferase activity
Source: RefSeq, a predicted model, not a curated record